AUGGUGUCAAAUGGAACACCUCCUCCCCGACGCGAACAGCUUAGAUCGCCAUGGUCAACAAACCCUGCUGCGCCUUUAAAAUUCCCGCUUUGCAAACGCUUCGCUUGCCUCUGGGAGCAGGCGGAGGCGUCACGAUCUUGCACAGGAAGUAGUCGGUCUGCAGUGGCGAGAGGGGCGGAAGGAAGCGGGCGCUGCAUCGCUUGGCUUUGCACAGCUAGCACCAUCCUGCGAGAGCUGCCUCCGGACAUGGGCGAUGUGGUUGUUGCAAUCGCUCUGCCGCCCGCCCCUUCUAGGUUCCCGGUGCGCGCGAGGGAUUCGGCUCGCCUGCGACUUCUGUACCUGGAAGGGCAGGCCCGCAAAGCCUGA
Messenger RNA from Podarcis lilfordi (Lilford's wall lizard), 366 nucleotides. The record is from the annotation of a GenBank genome assembly. NCBI's taxonomy places the organism in Eukaryota, Metazoa, Chordata, Lepidosauria, Squamata, Lacertidae.